This is a messenger RNA of Symbiodinium necroappetens, 412 nucleotides long. Lineage: Eukaryota; Dinophyceae; Suessiales; Symbiodiniaceae. The record is from the annotation of a GenBank genome assembly.
GUACGUGAGCCAGGUCUUCAACCAGACAGACGCCUAUCGAAGACUGCCCAGCGAAUUCAGCCACGGAGCGCUGCUGAGCGACAACCGCCAGGAGUUCGAGCAGGAAGACCUCCUCCACACCCGGGCGGUGUCGGAGUGGUUGGCCUCUGCGCAGCCACCGCUCAACGCCUCGGACUUCUUCCACAUCAAGGUGGAGGAGCUGGGCCGGGGGCUGGGGGAGCUCUCGCGUCGUCUCUGUGAUAACAUGAACUACUGCCAGCCGCUGCCGCGGAUGCCCAAGGUGAACUCCUUCUCCAAGCCCAUCUCAGCGAGGGUCUGGGCAAACUGCUGGCGCGGCGGGGCAGCUUUGCAGGCUUACCACCGGUACCGAGCCGACUUCCAGGAGCUGGGCUACUCUCCCCACUCUUGGAAC